Messenger RNA from Aspergillus saccharolyticus JOP 1030-1, 1856 nucleotides. Its product is annotated as GTP-binding protein Obg. The record is from RefSeq and is a predicted model, not a curated record. Gene Ontology annotation, cellular component: mitochondrion. Bases 148 to 1842 code for a protein of 564 amino acids. NCBI's taxonomy places the organism in Eukaryota, Fungi, Ascomycota, Eurotiomycetes, Eurotiales, Aspergillaceae. The transcript has a single exon. Gene Ontology annotation, molecular function: GTP binding; magnesium ion binding; GTPase activity.
CGCAUCACAAAUUUCUGACUGGAGCGAUACUCCCAAAAACGAAAGAGAGAAUGCGUCUUGACUGACCACACCAUUCUUUUUGGGACAGAAGUGUGAAUUGCUCAUCCGAUGAUGAACAAUCUCCACUAAUACUUUCAAACGCACAUCAUGGCCGCUCAACGGACAUGCUUCCUACGCUCGUUCCCCCUUCAGCGCAUCCAGCGGUCGGGCGGGCUUCAUCAGACAUCCAUAGCAUCAGUUCACGUCCUCAAGAAUUCUCAAAGACUCAAUAGCACCGACGCUGAGACACGGCGACCCGUCAGCCAAGCAACCGCGCCCGACCAGCAACCUAUCGAAACCUCGCAUCUCAAUCCCACACCUGACGAUUACUCUCGGUUUAUAUUCCAAGACAAGUGCCGCUCGACGAUAUGGUCUGGCUCAGGUGGUGACGGAUGCGUCUCGUUUCUGCGCGAAAAGUAUAUCGAGGAGGGCCCACCGAACGGUGGCGACGGCGGCAGCGGUGGGAGCAUCUACAUUCAGGCCGUUGAAGGCUUAACCAGCUUACACAAACUCGCCCGGCGAGGCGUCAUCAAGGCGGGACGAGGCAGAAAUGGACAGGGGAAAAGCAGGGGCGGCAAACGCGGCGAGGACGUGCUUCUUCAGGUCCCUGUUGGCACCGUUGUGCGAGAGGUCGAUCGGUACGACCCGGUUGCGGAGGAGGAACUACGUCACCGGCACGAGCGAAUGAAAGGCUCUGAAGCCGAGGAAGAGGAGGAUUUCGGCAUAGCAUCUAUUCGCCGCGAUCGCUGGGUUCUGUACCCGGGAGCCAAUCCGUCCGAUUACUUGACUACGGUGUUUCCGAAGAGCGCGCCGCGGCGGCAGCACAUCGCCUCCCUGGAGCCUAAACAGCCCAUCAAUCUCGACCUUUCACAGCAUAUGGAUAAGCCGAUUCUGCUUUCGGCAGGUGGUGUAGGAGGAUUAGGCAACCCGCACUUUGCGCACCGCUCAAUGAGCCGACCAAAGUUCGCGUCCAGGGGUGAAGGCGGCAAGCGUCUGGAGCUCGAGUUCGAACUCAAGCUCCUGGCGGAUGUUGGUCUUGUUGGGAAGCCCAAUGCUGGCAAGAGCACUUUGCUGCGUUCCUUGACCAACAGUCGCACUCGGGUUGGCAAUUGGGAAUUCACGACCCUUGAGCCAAACAUCGGGACGGUUGUCAUCGACAACCACAAGGGGAGGCCCUUGGUUGAAUUGGAGGGCAGGACACCGCGGACGAACUUUACCAUUGCUGAUAUUCCGGGUCUGGUUGAGGGCGCUCAUCUUGAUCGUGGCCUGGGCUUGGGUUUCUUACGGCACAUCGAGCGAGCCGGCAUCCUUGCUUUUGUUGUCGACCUCAGCGCCGGCGAUCCUAUUCAAGGUCUUAAGAAUCUUUGGAUUGAGCUCGGUGAAUACCAACGACUUCGUGAAGCGGAACAUGAUUUGAAAAUCCAGAAUCUUGCAUGGCCUCCGCCGGUAGAUGAGCUACCGGAUUUCUUCACAGAGGAAGAAGCGCCAGAACCUACCUGGGUGGCCCCUGAUUCAAGCCCCGCCAAUUCAAAGCAAGGGUUCGAGCCCCUUCCGGAGCUCAAAAUGCCACCGAUCCAUACCAAGCCUUGGUUUGUUGUGGCUACAAAAGCGGACCUUCCAGAAACGCAGGAGCGAUUCCAGGCGCUUCGAGAAUACCUUGUUGCCGUCGAAGAGGGAGAAGCUGAUCACCCGGGUGGACUGCAAGAAGGAUGGAAAGAGAGAGUCUGCGCUGUCCCUGUUAGCGCUAUCAAGGGCGAAGGUGUUAGUCGCAUUCCCCGGCUAGUAAUGGAGCUUCUGGGUUAAAUAUAAAUUGACAG